Messenger RNA from Trifolium pratense (red clover), 1372 nucleotides. RefSeq names its product protein PTST, chloroplastic. The transcript is spliced from 9 exons. NCBI's taxonomy places the organism in Eukaryota, Viridiplantae, Streptophyta, Magnoliopsida, Fabales, Fabaceae. Bases 338 to 1231 code for a protein of 297 amino acids. The record is from RefSeq and is a predicted model, not a curated record.
GUCCUUUCCAUUUUUAAAGAAUGAACCAAUCAUUAAUUGUGUUUAAUAGUAUUUGACGCAACCAGUUGAUUAGACUAAAUACUGAGGUGAAAAAGAAAGAAAAAAAAAAAUGAAACCCACCCUUGACAAGAAACAUAGAAGGAGGGAGCAGAAGAAUCGAAGCCACAAAAAACAAACAGGGUCCGUCGAUUAAUAUCCACGUGCUGAAAUAAUCCUGUGGUGUCCCUUACUACUACCUCACCUCACAAAAAGCGCUUAUGUUGAACUCAAAAUCCAAAGAGAGUACUCUGAACAAUACAACAAACCCUUCAACUCUGGGAAGUAAAACCUCUUUAUAAUGGAAAUAAGUAUCGCAAGGUGUAAUCUAGAAGCACAGGGGAUAGUCUUUUCCAACAUUUUGAGAACAAUAGGAAGGGAAAAUUCUCAAAAACUUCCAUGGAGUGCAGCAUCCUUUAAUUUUCACAGAUUAGUCUCUUCCCAUCAAACAUUUACCGCAGUGUAUCCCAGAAGAUCAUUUUUCUGUAGAACACAUUCAAUGGCAACUAGUUUAGAGGGAUUUGCAUCAGCAUCAUUACAAUCCGGUGAUGAUCCUAACGAGGAUAUGGAUCCAUCUACAGACUCAGAAGACGAGAGCUUGUCACAACCAAAUACCAGUGAACAGAUAAAGGCAUUGCUUGCUGAUACUGAAAGAGUAAAACUCACUAAGAAGCUUAGUGAAGCCAACCAACAAAAUCGGUUCCUCAAAAGACAGUUGUAUAUAAAGGAGGAUGCAUUGCUAAAGUUUAAAAGUGAACUUGCUGUCAUGGAGCUUGAAAUUCAGGCAUUGGCCAGACUAGCAGAAGAAAUAGCUAAAUCUGGUAUUCCAAAUGGUUCAAGAAAGAUCAAUGGAAAGUACAUUCAUACUCACCUUGUUGCUAGAUUAAAAGCUGUACAUGAACAAUUGACUGAGCAAAUAAAGGAUGUUGAUGUGGCACAAUCGAAGGAGGUUUCGGUAUUUUGGGCCGGCAUGGCUGAGAGUGUGCAAGUUAUGGGAAGCUUUGAUGGUUGGAGUCAAGGAGAGCACCUUUCACCAGAGUAUACAGGUUCCUACACAAGGUUCUCAACAACAUUGAUGCUCAGGCCUGGAAGGUAUGAAGUCAAAUUCUUUGUAGAUGGUGAAUGGCACCUAUCACCUGAGUUACCAGUUACUGGUGAAGGGUUAAUGAAAAAUAAUUUGUUAAUUGUUGAGUGAGUGAUCUGCAUGUUUAAUUAAUUAAUCCUAGCAAUAUUUAGAUGUACUAUGUUGUUUAAUCACAAGUCUUUUUUAUAUGCUAACAAGUCUAUCUUUACCACAUAUACUUAUUUGUAAAUGUUAAUGAAAUGUGUUGACAUA